AGGCUAUUUCAAAUGUUAACCAAAAGGUCAUUUUGUAUUUCACAUAGUUUGUGACUUUUGUGUUCACAGAAAAUGUGAAUAAAGUCGGGAUAGUAGAUAAGUGAUAAUAGUCUAUGCAUUAUUCAUAAGUGGGCGUGUGCGUUGAUAUUGUCGAAUCUGGGACAGUGGUACAAGCAAGGCCACGCAACGACCCAGCUGGUAUUAGACAUGGCGGCGACCGAGUCGAGUUUAAGCCCGAGUUCAAUAGCAGUGGCAGACACUGUUGUACCUGCCUGCAUGUUUGCUCCAGACCGGGGAAGCGACGAUGAUCCAUCUGGAGGGGACUGUUAUGAGGACGGGGAAGCUCACAAUGGCGAGGCCGAGGAUCAUUUAGACCUCACUAGCAAGAUGGCUCUGGUCAGUCCAACUGGAGAACAGUAUGAUGUGUUAUUUCGACAGCUCAGGGAGAGGAUGGAUGAGGGUUGUGGGGAGACCAUCUACGUGGUGGGAAUGGGCUCAGACGGCGGUGAGUACGGGCUGAACGAGCAGGACAUGGAGGCGUCGGUGGCCACGGUGCAGUCGCUGUGCGAGCAGGUGGAGGCUGACCUCAUCCUGCUGAGAGAGCGGGCAGAGACGGGGGGCUGCGUGCGCGACUACCUCAUUCGUCGCCGCGUCGGGGACACCGACUUCCUGGAAGUCAGAGUGGCCGUGGUGGGGAACGUCGACGCUGGUAAGAGUACGCUACUGGGCGUGCUCACCCACGGAGAGCUGGACAACGGCCGCGGCUUUGCCCGCCAGAAACUCUUCCGCCACAAACACGAGAUGGAGAGCGGCCGCACAAGCAGCGUGGGCAACGACAUCCUGGGCUUUGACCAACAUGGACAGGUGGUGAACAAACCAGAUAGCCACGGCGGCAGCCUGGACUGGACCAAGAUCUGCGAGCGCUCCUCCAAGGUCAUCACCUUCAUCGACCUGGCGGGUCACGAGAAGUACCUCAAGACCACCGUGUUCGGCAUGACUGGACACCUGCCGGACUUCUGCAUGCUCAUGGUUGGCAGUAAUGCAGGGAUUGUGGGAAUGACAAAAGAGCAUCUUGGCCUGGCUUUGGCAUUAAAUGUCCCCGUGUUUGUUGUGGUCACAAAAAUAGACAUGUGCCCAGCCAAUAUUUUACAAGAGACGCUGAAAUUACUGCAGAGGUUACUCAAAUCUCCGGGCUGCAGGAAAAUCCCUGUCUUGGUACAGAACAAAGAUGACGUUAUAGUCACCGCCUCCAACUUCAGCUCAGAGAGAAUGUGCCCCAUAUUUCAGAUCUCCAACGUGACGGGAGAGAACAUGGACCUGCUGAAGAUGUUCCUCAACCUGCUGUCGUCCAGGACUACGUUCCGGGACGACGAGCCAGCCGAGUUUCAGAUCGAUGAUACAUACUCAGUACCGGGUGUGGGCACGGUGGUGUCGGGCACCACGUUACGCGGGCUCAUCCGCCUCAACGACACCCUGCUACUGGGGCCGGACCCCCUGGGCGCCUUCAUCCCCAUCGCCGUCAAGUCCAUCCACCGCAAGCGCAUGCCGGUCAAGGAGGUCCGCGGUGGCCAGACGGCCUCCUUCGCCCUCAAGAAGAUCAAGCGCUCGUCCAUACGCAAGGGCAUGGUCAUGGUGUCGCCCCGGCUCAGCCCGCAGGCAUGCUGGGAGUUUGAGGCCGAGAUCCUGGUGCUGCACCACCCUACCACCAUCUCGCCACGCUACCAGGCCAUGGUGCACUGUGGCAGCAUCAGGCAAACGGCCACCAUCCUGACCAUGAACAGGGACUGCCUGCGCACGGGGGACAAGGCCCUGGUCCACUUCCGCUUCAUCAAGACGCCCGAGUACCUGCACUGCGACCAGAGGCUGGUCUUCAGGGAGGGCCGCACCAAGGCCGUGGGCACCAUCACCAAGUUAUUACAGUCGCCCAACAACCUGCCCUCCCACUCCAAACCCCAGCAAAUGAAAAUGCAGUCCAGCAAGAAGACGUCACCGCAUGGAGACGGAACGACAGCGCCAAACGAGGAACCAGGGUUAUUAGAGGGCAACCAAAGCUCUGCACAGCCAGUGGGGGAGGAGGACUCGCAAAGUAGAGACGGCAACAAAGAGAACAAGCCAAAACAGGGUGGUGGUGGGCGACGGCGAGGAGGCCAGAGGCACCGUGGUAAAGGUCUCACCAGCCUCUUGGUGCCCCCUGCUGCCGGAGCAGGAAGCGGCUAAAACAGCCUCAUCAUCACAUCCACCCCCUCCUCCCUAACUGACAUCUCCGCUUCUCAUCACCCACAUCCUCCAGCCAGGACCUCCUGCUCUUUCAUUUCUGGCACCAGGGAUAUUUUUUAAUUUCAAUUUUUGGCAUUCAAGGGGAGCCCUCUUGCUCUCCAACCAAGCCAGUAGAGGACUAUUCUCAGACUAUUAUACAAUAAUCGCUGAUCUUCCUUUUUUAUUCCCCUUUCAGUUUCAUUUUGUUUUGAAAUGUGUUGCCAUUCUCAAAGCCGUUUCGCCUACCCAUAAUCAUUGUAUUUAACAACCCAUUCAACCCCCCCCCCCCCCCACUCCCAUGGUGCCCAUGUUCCCCACAGACCCAAUCAGAGUGCCCCGGCCAAAUCCUUGUUUGCAUUGGACUCCUCGUUUAUUUUUCACAGUCCAGUUUUGCCAGCAGGUCCUGUCGAUAUGGAACACAAAAGAGAGGGAUUUUUUGUUGUUGUUGUUGUUGUUUGAAUGUUGGCCAUACCUUGUCUGUGAAAACUAGCCUUUGUUGGGAAUCGAUGGUGUUUUUAGGAGUGUUUCCUCUUGCCGUGUACUGUUACAUCCCCAUGGAAGAAAUUCAGCUAACCACGAGUUUCAUUAGAGUCCUGAUUUUUUUGUUGUUCUUACCCCAGCAUUGAACAAUUAUGUAGCCAAAAAUUAGGAUGUUGACUGAGAACUGCUUUGUAAGCCACUGUAAAAUGAUAGUUCCUCAGGUCUGAUGGCAUUAGUUGGUAGAUAAUACAUUUAUACAGUACGGUGUUCUACACAGAUUUUUUAAUUUAUUACCAAAUCAAGACCUGCUUUUGGUGAGUUCGAACACUUUUUGUUUUCAGGGAAAAAAUGAGUAGAUGUGUCUUUUGUAAGUCUUUAUGAAGAGAUUUGAAGGUUCAGUUUAAAUUCAAGGUCAACAUGAUACCUUGGAUUCCACCUAUUUUUCCAGUUAUAGCUAUCAACAUUCAGAUAUUCAGCGUUUGAAACUGCCUUUUUUCCCAUGAACAAUGACAUUGAGAAUGAGUUUUAGUUUCGAAACUCGUUCAGUGGUGUGUUUGUGAUUUACACAAUUCUGCUCUUUGCCAAGACCAGUAAUAUUGUGCCCAACAUACCCAUUUGUCUUGCACCAGUGAAAUUGCUUUAAGGACUAGGCCUAAAUUCCCAGUGGUAAGGAAACCAGGUUAAAAAGUGUGGGUUGUUUAGACAAUAGCAAGGUUAAGAAGUUUUUUAGGUUCUAGCGGUUCUCUCCCCUGCAUGGAACUGAUGGCAGGGGACUUGCAUACAGGGAAUGCAAUCUAAGUUUUUAGAAGUGAUGCUUUGUUUUCAUUGUGUUUUUGUUUUGGAAUUGGUAUGAAAGAAAUUUAACUUUUAUUUGAUGAGGCAUUUUAUAGGAAAAUUUGGUAAGGCGACUGGGACUAUGAAAUUCCCUUCCACCCCAUAUGUUGAUGAGGCUUUGAGUUCAAUAGUUUAUUAUAUUUGACAAGCUUUUAUACAUCAGUUUUGUCAGUUUCCAUUAACAGACUGAAAUCUCUCAGCAAGAUGUACACACUGAAGUUUCCUAUGUGGAUGUACUGCAUUAACGGGUUGUUGGUGGUUGGUCAAGAAAGUGGCAUAGAUGAAGAAAGCUUUAGCGGUUAGAAAGAAAGUAUUACAUAUGAAAGAGGCAGCUCAAGGAUGGUAGUAUUCAGAGGAUGCACAUCUGACCCCAAGGUUUCUGAUUAGCCUAAAGACCUGGUAGCAUUAUUCCAGAAAUGUGUGUUUGUGUCACCCACUUGAACCUAAAGCACCAGCUUCAUAAGCUAAACAGGCUUGGCCGGGGGGUUAUGGAUUGUAGCAGCUUAAUCGUCCAAGAGUUGAAGCAAUUUCUUGCCAGGUUUAAAUUCUUGUUUUAUUCUCAUUAUCAGGAUGUGCCAGACUUUUGUGUUGGUUUGGAUUUUUGGAAGGUUUUUUUAAUUAUUGGUUUUUAUUGCGGGAAACCAAAAGGCAGGAUCAUUUCCCCCCUUUUUAAGUUUUUACUGCAUGGAUUAAUUUUUUGACGAAGAAGUAGUUAUUGUAUGUAUGUACAAAAAACGGCAAAAAAGAAUGCUAUUUAACAUUGGCAACAAAAGGUUUGUGUUGUACAUGCUUUUAAUUAAAAAAAAAAAAGAAAUGUUA
Alosa sapidissima (American shad) is the source of this 4389-nucleotide messenger RNA. It is a transcript of the gene gtpbp1l, whose product is annotated as GTP binding protein 1, like. Gene Ontology annotation, molecular function: GTPase activity; translation elongation factor activity; GTP binding. Bases 208 to 2217 code for a protein of 669 amino acids. The transcript has 14 exons. Gene Ontology annotation, biological process: translational elongation. The record is from RefSeq and is a predicted model, not a curated record. Lineage: Eukaryota; Metazoa; Chordata; Actinopteri; Clupeiformes; Clupeidae.